AUGUUUUACAAAGACUUAUACUCUGCGACGUAUUCCGGUGUGCCAGUGUAUGAAUUAGUUCAUCCGAGGUGUUCUGUGAUGCGGAGAAAGAAUGAUGACUGGGUGAAUGCAACACAUAUACUUAAAGUUGCCAACUUUCCGAAAGCAAAGAGAACAAGAAUCUUGGAGAGAGAUGUCCAAACAGGAGUGCACGAAAAGGUUCAGGGUGGAUACGGUAAAUACCAGGGAACAUGGGUUCCUAUGAAUAGGGCAGUUCAAUUAGCCAAACAAUAUGGUGUGUUUACAGAUUUGCAGCCGAUAUUAGAAUUUGAUUCUUCAAAAAGUGACUGGGAUCCACCUCCGGCACCAAAGCAUCAUCAUGCAUCCAGUAAAAAUUCUCGAAAAGCAACAUUGGCUCGCCGUUCAGCUACAAUGCCAGCAGUAGCGUCCAAAGCGCUUCGAUCAGGAGAAAAGUUGGAUACGUCAAUUACAGUGAAAAGAGCUUACAGUACAAUAAGUGAUAGCAGACAUACAAGAGGCCGGAAAAGGACACUAAAGGCUCCAAGCAGGAAGCGGAGUGGUCUUUAUCGUUCUCAGAGUAGUUUGGGUGCACGUACUGUAUCCUCAGGGCAGUCUUUACGAAACAAUAACACACACUCUAUGAAUACUAAAGCGCCAACCGCGACUCCCAAGACAAUACCGUCAGACUCAGAUUCAUUUUCCCUUGAGAGUGAGUCAGAUGAAAAUUCGGCUGGACCAAACCGUCUUCCAAGUAUACAACAGGUUCGAAAUCCCUCGGAUACUUCCUCUCAGGUGAACUUUUUGAGUGAUGCUGACAUCGAUAAGGCCCUUGCUGCACAGAGGCGCUCACCUUCUUCACGAUUAUUAAAGCAGCAACAGGCUCAAUCUGGAAUCGAUGAUGUGAUCAUGGGAAGUAACAGGGACGAAGAUAAAAAAAUGUAUACCCAGAAGCUUUUGGAAUACUUCCUUUCAUCUGAGGAUGAUAGCAAUACCCCAAUACCACCAUUUAUUAAAGACAAGUUCAACAGUGAGAUUGACCUCAAUCAGCAGAUAGACAAUGAUGGGAACACGGUAUUCCACUGGGCAUGUGCAAUGGGAGAUUUGCUGAUGUGUCAAGCAUUAAUGAAUCGUGGCACCAAUUCUAGAUCUUUGAAUAAUAAAGGGGAAGUUCCGAUUAUGAGGUCGGUUAUGUACACAAAUUCAUACAACAGGAGAACUUUUGCAAAAAUUCUCGACUUACUGCGGGAUUCAUUGCUAGACACAGAUGUUCACGGAAGAACGAUUUUACACCAUAUUGCACUUUCAACAAGUUUUCACAGUAUUAUUCCAGCAGCCAGAUAUUACACUGAAAUACUUCUUACGAAAGUUGCCGAAACUGUGCAGCCAAUGGAGAGGAUCAUCAAUUUCAUCAAUCAACAAGAUAGUGAUGGCAACACUGCAUUACACAUCAUGAGUUAUAAUGGUGCACAGAAAUGUAUACGAAUCUUGUUGGGAUACAACGCUCGGAUUGAUAUUCCAAAUUCCAGAAACGAAUACGUCAGUGAUUUCCUGUAUAGCAAUAAUGUGCUGGGAGCUGAUACCGGGAAUUAUGGUGGAUCGCAGCCUCUACAAAGUUUGAAUGGAAUGAAUUCAGCAGUUGACUCUUUAGGUAGAAUGCACGUUUUUAACCCUUCUUUCGGUUAUCAAAAAUCGGUAAUUCAGGCCGGCAAACCCAUUAAUACUCCGUCUUUUACCAGUAACAGCACCCAACCGUCACAACUGAAUACACCGGGAGGUAUGGCUGCAUCAACAAGUAUUCUCACCACUCCACACUACUCGGAAGCCGCCAUGCAGAUUAGCCAACGAUCGGAAGAGAUAGUGGAUAAGAUUGCACAGUUAGCAGGAUCAUUUGAUGCAGAGGUUCAACAAAAGGAGAGUGACGUGAAAGAACUAAAAGUUCUUUUGAUUCAAUUGGACCAGGAUAUCGAUACGAUAAACAAAAAUUUAUCAGAUGUAUAUAAGAAAGUGAUGGGUAACGAUAUUCGCACUAGGAGCCAGGAUAAUAUAAUUAAUAUUAAUGCUGUGGAAAAAAGGGUCAAAAAGCUUAAAGCAGAGCAUGUGGUAAAGGUGGAGCACUUGCAGCGUCUUAUGGAAAGAUCACAGGCUAAGGAUCUUGCAAUAACAGUUCAGAAAACCGAAAGCGAAGAUCUAGCAGUCGCUGAUGAAGGAACAGAGGAUAAAAAACCUCUUCAUUUGAAGUUACUUGACAAGGAAACGCUGGAACUACUUUUGGAACUAGCAAAACUUCAAAUAAUACGAAAAAAGAGGGUGCAUGGCUUGGUGUUAUCUUACGCUGAUACUUCGAAAAACAACAAGACUAUAGACAGUUACCGAAGAUUAGUUUCAAGAUUAUCGAGAGUUCCUCUUGAGGAGGUUGACGGUAGUUUGAAUGAGAUAGAACAAUGUCUCAAAGAUGAUGCCACUGAUCACAGUUAG
Brettanomyces bruxellensis is the source of this 2475-nucleotide messenger RNA. RefSeq lists its product as uncharacterized. Gene Ontology annotation, cellular component: SBF transcription complex; MBF transcription complex. NCBI's taxonomy places the organism in Eukaryota, Fungi, Ascomycota, Pichiomycetes, Pichiales, Pichiaceae. The record is from RefSeq and is a predicted model, not a curated record. Gene Ontology annotation, molecular function: DNA binding; protein binding; transcription regulator activity. The transcript has a single exon. The coding region runs from base 1 to 2475 and encodes 824 amino acids.